CCCGCGCGGCCCCGGCCUGCCCGCGCGCUGUGCCCCCGGUCCCGCGAGCGCCGCCGGCCUGCGUGGUCUGCGCCCGACUCGAGAUGCCCGUGUGGGGAGGUGGAAACCGGUGCGCGGCCUGCGGGGGGACCGUGUACCACGCGGAGGAGGUGCAGUGUGACGGCAGGAGCUUCCACCGCUGCUGCUUCCUGUGCAUGGUUUGCAGGAAAAACCUGGACAGCACGACGGUGGCGAUUCACGACGAGGAGAUCUACUGCCGGUCCUGCUACGGGAAGAAGUACGGGCCCAAGGGCUACGGCUAUGGGCAGGGCGCGGGCACGCUGAGCACCGACCGCGGCGAGAGGCUGGGCAUCAAGCCCGAGAGUGCACCACCUCACAGGCCCACGACGAACCCCAACACUUCUAAGUUUGCUCAGAAAUUCGGAGGCGCUGAGAAGUGCUCCCGCUGCGGGGACGCCGUGUAUGCAGCCGAGAAGAUCAUCGGAGCCGGGAAGCCCUGGCACAAAAACUGUUUCCGGUGUGCCAAGUGUGGGAAGAGUCUCGAAUCAACAACUUUGACUGAGAAAGAAGGUGAAAUCUAUUGUAAAGGAUGCUAUGCAAAGAACUUUGGGCCCAAGGGAUUUGGCUACGGCCAAGGAGCAGGAGCCCUUGUUCACGCCCAGUGAAGGUGUAAACCCAGAACCGAGAUCACACACGGAGAAUCGCUACAUCACCUAGGCACAGAUGACCCAACACUUAACUACUGUGAAAUCGUGCCAGCACUUGAGUACCGUCUGUUGUCCCCUACGCGGACAGGCUGGCUGACUGGCAGGAGGAGAGCACUGUAUCCGUUUGCUUUAUUCGUCAGCAUUCCCAAGAAUUGUUUCUUUUACAUGUUAAAUAAAACUUCAGCUUGA
Molecule: messenger RNA, 896 nt
Organism: Canis lupus familiaris (dog)
Lineage: Eukaryota; Metazoa; Chordata; Mammalia; Carnivora; Canidae
Gene: CSRP2
Product: cysteine and glycine rich protein 2
Exons: 6
Coding region: 84-665 (193 amino acids)
Biological process (GO): sarcomere organization; muscle tissue development
Cellular component (GO): cytoplasm; nucleus; Z disc
Molecular function (GO): actinin binding; structural constituent of muscle
Source: RefSeq, a predicted model, not a curated record